AUGCGGCAAAUGAAAUAUCCUUCGAAUGUUAAGACAAACGCUGAUGAUAAUGAGAGACAAGAACGCAGAGGACAUUCAAUGUUUACGAUUUCCAAUACAAGUUUGAACGACAUCAUUAACGAUGAGGUAACGUAUGCGACUGUUUUCAACAUGGACAUUGUGAAGGCAGUUACGCAACUGAGGAAGAAAAUUCAAACUUUUGGAAAAAUUAUAAGCAAAUUGAGUGGAGCCGCCAGCGAGCCAAGUCAUUUGAAUCAUUCACCAACACUAACACCACCACCAUCACCACCGCCACCAACCCCCAAACAUCACCACCGUCAUAAUCAACUCGCCACCAAAGCGUAUAAACAACGUCACCACCACCACCAACAACAACAACAUUUACAACAGCAGCUAUACCAUUCACUCUUCUAG
Molecule: messenger RNA, 414 nt
Organism: Stomoxys calcitrans (stable fly)
Lineage: Eukaryota; Metazoa; Arthropoda; Insecta; Diptera; Muscidae
Exons: 3
Coding region: 1-414 (137 amino acids)
Source: RefSeq, a predicted model, not a curated record